Labrus bergylta (ballan wrasse) is the source of this 4027-nucleotide messenger RNA. RefSeq names its product fibroblast growth factor receptor 2 (gene fgfr2). Lineage: Eukaryota; Metazoa; Chordata; Actinopteri; Labriformes; Labridae. Gene Ontology annotation, biological process: positive regulation of kinase activity; protein phosphorylation; fibroblast growth factor receptor signaling pathway. The record is from RefSeq and is a predicted model, not a curated record. Gene Ontology annotation, cellular component: plasma membrane; signaling receptor complex. Gene Ontology annotation, molecular function: ATP binding; fibroblast growth factor binding; fibroblast growth factor receptor activity.
GGGGUGCUUGGGGGGGAAUGACACCCACUGGAGUGAAGGAGGAGGGCAGAGAGCGGAGACGUAAGGAGGAGAAAAAAUCUAGUAAACCUGACAAAGCGUCUGAGGAACCGAGCGAGGAGUGAAGGCAGGAGAGCAGAAAGAGACGACAAAGACGCUCCACUCAGCGCGGGGACGCACACUGAUGGAUUUUAGGACUUUUUGCAUCGGAAAACUUUCCUCCUGUGCCAUUUAGACCUCACUCAGCGUCCUAAGAAGCUGCAAACUUUCUCUUUGGCUGUCAGCUCGGAGCGCUGGGUAUGCUCUGCGCCCUGGAACAAACUUGGUGACGGGGAGGAAAGUUUCGGGGGGACAGCGGUGCGGUUUUCUCAGCUCGUUUUGGAGGAUAACGCGUAAAAAGUCGGAUUUCUCUGCAUGGCAUCGGACCACGCUGCCUGUCGGGCUUGGAUUAUAUCCUGUGAUGGGAUUUUCUGCCGGUGAUUGUGGAAUAACUGAGUGAAAAAGAAGGCAGCGCCUCGCAGAUUUUCUUUUUUUUUUCUUUUUUUUUUGCUGCAUUGUGGAGUUGGAGACAUUCCUCCCUGUGGAUUCAGCUCAUGCUCUCUCCUCCCUUCUCCGUGCAUGCCAAAACAGAGAUCUCCACGAUUCACAGUCCUCCCUGCCCAGGUGAUUGGGUGAAUUCUGCUGAGUGACAGGCCGGCCCGGCAGCAGUUGAUGGUUGGGCGGACCCCCUCAGAUGGGAUCAGUGUCCAGGGGGAGGAGAAGAAAGGGGGUAUGGGGAGCGCUGGCCCCCACUAACGGGAUGGCCUCGUGGGCCUGGCUGCUGGCCGCCGUCCUGCUGUCUCUGCUGACCGUCAGCGUGGCCCGGCCCCCCCUCACCGCCACCAAGGAGGAGGAGGCCACUCUGCAACCUGAAGACGCAUCCAACAAAUACCAAAUAUCUAAGCCCACGGUGUGUUCAUUGCACCCGGGGGAGGUGCUGAAGCUGAGCUGCCCUCUGCCACCUACGGGGACCAUCACCUGGACCAAAGACGGCAGCUCUCUGGGCACCAACAACCGCACGCUGAUAGAGCAGGAGCUGCUGCAGAUCCGUGAUGCCACGCCCAAGGACUCGGGCCUGUACACCUGCACCAGUGUGGGCAAAGACACGGUGUGCUUCAUAGUGAAUGUCACAGAUGCCAUCUCGUCGGGGGAUGACGAGGACGAUACAGAGCGGUCGGAGGACACGGGGGCGGACGGAGAGCAGAUAAGUGCUCCCUAUUGGACGUCCUCGGCGAAGAUGGAGAAGAAGUUGCACGCGGUGCCGGCUGCGAACACGGUGAAGUUCCGCUGUGCUGCAGGAGGAAACCCCCGACCCAGACUACGCUGGCUGAAAAACAGCCGACCGUUCCGCCAGGAGGACCGCAUGGGAGGGUACAAGGUACGCAGCCAGCACUGGACCCUGAUCAUGGAGAGCGUGGUGCCGUCUGAUAAGGGCAACUACACCUGUCUGGUGGAGAACGAGUUUGGAGCCAUCAACCACACGUACACACUAGACGUAGUGGAGCGCUCUCCUCACCGGCCCAUCCUGCAGGCCGGCCUCCCCGCCAACACCAGCGUGCACGUCGGCGAGGACGCCCGCUUCGUCUGCAAAGUGUACAGCGACGCACAACCUCACAUCCAGUGGCUGAAACACAUCACUCAGAACGGCAGCCGCUACGGCCCCGAUGGACACCCCUAUGUCCGAGUCUUAAAGACUGCAGGUGUUAACACUACAGAUAAGGAGAUAGAAGUUCUCUACUUGCCCAAUGUAACUUUUGAGGAUGCUGGGGAGUAUACGUGCUUGGCGGGUAAUUCUAUUGGGAUCUCCUUUCACACUGCUUGGUUGACGGUGCUUCCAGCUCUGGAGAAACCCCUGGGCCCGCUCUCUCCAGACUACGUGGAGAUUGCGAUUUACUGCGCGGGCGUCUUCCUCAUCGCCUGCAUGGUCGGCAUCGUGGUCGUGUGUCGCAUGAGGAACACGGCGAAGAAACCUGACUUUGGGGGCCAACCGGCAGUCCACAAGCUGAGCAAACAGAUCCCACUGCGCCGCCAGGUAACAGUGUCGGCGGACUCGAGCUCGUCCAUGAACUCUAGCACGCCGCUGGUACGCAUCACGACGCGGCGGAGCUCUGCGCACGACGACCCAAUCCCGGAGUACGACCUUCCAGAGGAUCCACGCUGGGAGUUCUCUCGAGACAGGUUGACUCUGGGUAAACCUCUGGGUGAGGGCUGCUUCGGGCAGGUAGUGAUGGCGGAGGCUCUGGGCAUCGAUAAGGACAAACCCAAGGAGGCUGUGACCGUCGCCGUCAAGAUGCUGAAAGACGACGCCACGGAGAAGGACCUUUCUGACCUGGUGUCAGAGAUGGAGAUGAUGAAGAUGAUCGGAAAACACAAGAACAUCAUCAAUCUGCUGGGGGCGUGCACGCAAGAAGGACCGCUCUAUGUGAUCGUGGAGUACGCCUCCAAAGGAAACCUGAGGGAGUACCUGCGCGCCCGCCGGCCGCCCGGCAUGGAGUACUCGUACGACAUCGCCCGAGUGUCUGACGAACAGCUGACCUUCAAAGACCUGGUGUCCUGCACCUAUCAGGUGGCCCGAGGGAUGGAGUACUUAGCGUCCCAGAAGUGCAUUCACAGAGACCUGGCGGCCCGGAACGUUCUGGUCACAGAGAGCAACGUGAUGAAGAUCGCUGACUUCGGCCUGGCCAGAGACGUCCACAACAUCGACUACUACAAGAAGACGACCAAUGGUCGACUCCCGGUGAAAUGGAUGGCUCCAGAGGCUCUGUUCGAUCGGGUCUACACACACCAGAGUGACGUCUGGUCGUUUGGGGUGCUGAUGUGGGAGAUCUUCACCCUGGGGGGGUCCCCGUACCCCGGCAUUCCUGUUGAGGAGCUCUUCAAGCUGCUCAAAGAGGGACAUCGUAUGGACAAGCCUGGCAACUGCACCAACGAGCUGUACAUGAUGAUGAAGGACUGCUGGCACGCCAUCUCGUCCCAUAGACCCACCUUCAAGCAGCUCGUCGAGGACCUGGAUCGGAUCCUCACCCUCAACACCAACGAGGAGUACCUGGACCUGUGCGCCCCGGCAGAGCAGUAUUCCCCCAGCUUCCCCGACACCCGCAGCUCCUGCUCCUCCGGCGACGACUCAGUGUUUUCCCACGACCCGUUACCGGACGAGCCCUGCCUCCCCAAGUACCAGCACAUCAACGGGAACGUCAAAACAUGAGGCCACACCCCUCUUUUUCCCCCAACCCCAGCUCCUCCUGCCCCAGGGUUACCCCCAUAACACACAGCACAGAAUCCCUCUCCUCCUGCCUCCCCCAUCACCCCCCUCUGGCUCCUGGUGGACUAAUGGACCUGAAGUGGGGGCUGGGCCGGUGGCAGCGCUGCUGUCGCACACUCUCACUGCCACACACACACACACACACACACACACACACACACUCACCUGAGGUCUUAAAGGAGAGGACAGGGACCAUGUUUGUACUCCUCCUCCUCUUCAGCAGACGUUUUCAUGUUUGUACUCGGAGGUUUUGUUUCACAAUCGGCGACUUGUUUGGCGGUCUCAUUCCAGCGGCUGGCAUUCCAAGACUGUUUUCCUGCUCCUGGAGGAAUGUAUGGACCUACGUGAACUGCUAAAAAAACGAGGGAUCAGAAGAGAAGGAAAACGGACAGAGAGACUAAAGUGGAACUAACAAAGAGAGGAGAGGAAGGAGAGCUCAUAUAGAAACGUGUCUCCUCUUUUAUUUUGUCAUAUUGAUGCAUUUCUUUUUCUGUCUCUUGAUUCGACGAUUAUCGUGGAGAGAAAUAAAUACACAGUCAAAUGUAUAGCGCUGGGUAUAUUUGUAAAUAUAUUCAAAAAUGUAUAAAUAUAUAUAUUAUAUAUUUACAAUGAAUUAUUUUUUGUAUGGAAAUAACCCCGCCCUCUUACAGGCAGGUACGCUAACAGGUUGUGUCCUAGAUUUCUCUGCACACACACACACACACACACACACACACACACACACACACA